AUGAGUUGUACAGCUACCUUAUCAAGUGAAAUCGAUAUUUAUUCAGGUAGACCAAUGACAAUCCAUACCCAACCAUUAACUCCAAUUAUACUACAUCAACAACAACAACGACAACAACAACAGAUCAGCCGUCAUAAACAACGACCAAGUAGAGUAGAUAGUGUAUCAUCUUCAGCUUCAUCUUCUUCAGAUGAUUUGUCACUACACCAUCAACGUCCACUGACUCCGCCAACUCCUAUUUCCAUAUAUCCGGAUGAUAAUAAACAACUAUAUUUUAGUUCAAAACAAGAUGAAUAUUUAAGAAUCAUUGAACCUAAUCCAGUAUACCCACCCGAAUAUCAAUCAUUAGCUCCAGGAGGAUGUCCAAGAUUUCCUGUUUCAUCUUCAUUAGGUCCAAAUAUUGCAACUACAAAUUUUGAUGAUUUUUUCGCACCUAUUUCUUUUUCUUCAAAAUCUUGUUCCCCACCUGCAUAUAGCCCAUCGGUAUAUAAGAUUGGAGUUAUUGCUCGGAAAUUGGAAUAUAUAAAUCCGUAUGAAGUUUCAGCUAAUAGACUGUGGAAAUAUCAAAUUGCUGAAAUUAAUUCAACUCAAGUGAAUUUUUAUGCUAUACCAACUAUAUUUGAAAAUCAAUUAGUUCAAUUUAAAGCUUCAAUAUUACAACAAAUGCCGACUAAAGAAACUAAGAGAUUAAAUUCAUCAUUUACUGAUCAACAUGAUUUACAAUUGUAUACUUUGAUUAAACUGUUGGGAAUAUUUAAAAAUAGAUUAAUUAGAUCAUAUUCUUUACAACAUGCUAAAGUUGGAUUAGCUUCUGAUUAUAAAAAAAGAGAAAAUGUUUUAAGAGUACGGUUAGAGAAUGAACAAAUGUUGUUGGCUUUUGAAACUACUCAAGCUUUAAUUGAUUGGAAUUUAGCUCUUAAUGUUGGCAAGGAUAUUUCUUUAGAUGUCGAUGAACGUGAACUUCCAAAAUAUAGAACCAUUCCAAGAAGGAGAAGAAGAAGAAAUCAAGAAUCUUCUUCUUCUUCUAGUGCUAGUUCAAUUGUGACUCGUUUACGUUCAUCUUCAGAUCCAUUUCGAGGGAAAUUUUCAAAAUUGAAAUCUAAAUUAUCAAGAGCAUCAAAAAAGGAUACUCCAAUUGUUCCACCAUACAUUAAUCAAAUUACUAGAUCUCAUUCAAAUCCAAAUUUACCACUUCCAUCACAGAUUAUAGAGGAAGAAGGGGAAUAUGAAGAGGAUGGCGAAUUUGAUACCAUUGACGAACAACAAGAUGACGGCCAAGAAGAUAUUCAAGAUAUGUCUGAAUUACAUCAAUCGGACGACGAAGAGGAAGAAGAUGUUGACGAUGGGGAAACUUCUGAUGAUUAUGACCAUUCAGCAGUAUCACCACAUUAUCCUUUGAGUUUCAGUUCUGAUUCCGAUUAUAAAUGGAGUCCAGCACCUGAUAAAACUCCAUCCAAAAAGAGAUAUUAUAAACAAUGUCUUCGUUGUAUUCGUGCUUUAAAUAUGGAUGAUUCCUGGCUUGAGAAAUCGUUGGUUAUGGCAACUUCAACUCAACAAUUAGUUAGCGCAGGAACAUCUGAACUGACAAAGAUGAGGCGAAGAGUUUCAAUAGAAUUGGAAAGAAUUCCAAAUCAUUAUUUAAGAGUUUAUAAUGUGGGUACUAAUGGAUUAGUACCUAUUUAA
Messenger RNA from Hemisphaericaspora subhashii, 1683 nucleotides. RefSeq lists its product as uncharacterized. Lineage: Eukaryota; Fungi; Ascomycota; Pichiomycetes; Serinales; Debaryomycetaceae. The record is from RefSeq and is a predicted model, not a curated record. The transcript has a single exon. Bases 1 to 1683 code for a protein of 560 amino acids.